Molecule: messenger RNA, 2169 nt
Organism: Leptosia nina
Lineage: Eukaryota; Metazoa; Arthropoda; Insecta; Lepidoptera; Pieridae
Source: the annotation of a GenBank genome assembly
AUGAGCUAUAGCUCGUCCUUAAUCUUCGGCACGUCGAGUAACAUCCGAGUAGCACCCGGAUCACCUGGCAAGUCCUACUCGUGGAAGGAGAAGGGGUACACCAGUUGCAGUGCAUCUUGCCUUAGUGGAGUUCAGGAACUGAUAAUCCAAUGUGUUCGUGAUGAGGACGGCAAGAACGCAUCUCCGUAUAUGUGUGACCCACUCACCAAACCUGAGAACAGAGUCAGGACUUGCAAUGACCAUCCGUGCCCACCCAGGUGGAACUACACAGAGUUUUCACAAUGCACUAAGUCCUGUGGAAUUGGGAUACAGACAAGAGAAGUGACUUGCAUUCACGAGGUGACACGCGGUGGCACAAACACGGUGGUGGUCCCAAACAGUAUGUGUCCCCAGCCGCCGCCCCCGGAUAGGCAAUACUGCAACGUUUUGGACUGUCCCGUGAGAUGGCACAGUGGGGACUGGUCCAAAUGCUCCAAGACCUGUGGUGGAGGAGUCAAGCAACGAGAAGUGAUAUGUAAGCAAGUAAUGGCCCAAUCCCACGUCGUGGAGAGACCGCCCUCUCAAUGCAACUCACCCCGACCUGCCUCGACGAAGCCGUGCAACAGUCGACCGUGUUUAUUGGACACGUCAGCGCCAGAAAUAUCUUUGGCAAAUUCCUCUUAUAUCCAACACGACCCUAAGAAGAAAAAAGUCACGGUAAAAGUAGGUGGGUCAGCGACGAUAUUUUAUGGGACUCAAGUGAAAAUAAAAUGCCCCGUCAAAGGAUACAACAGAACAAAGAUACAAUGGGCGAAGGACAGUCAGAUUAUUUCCAAGUCGAAAAAGUAUAAGAUCUCUAAAAAGGGUGCUCUUCGCAUAACGUCGUUAUCUCUUCGGGAUCAUGGUGUGUAUACUUGCGUGGCGGGACGGUCGAGCGCGAAUCUAACUUUGCUUGUUAAACCGAGACCUGGGGAGUUUCCAUCCAGCGAAGAGAUAGAGAGACAUAAAGCGUUGGAUGAACCUUCGUCACCCUUAGCUGACAGAGCCGACGGUCGUUAUCGCGCUAUGGUGGGUGGAAGAUCCGAUGAUCAGUCUCACGAGCAGAGGCCAGGGGAACAAAAGAAAAAUUAUAAAAACAGGCAAAAAGGUAAAGUGGAUAAAGUGCGCGAUGCCCUCUACGGGAGUGUUACUUCAAGCACGAAAGCCUCGCCCAGUUACAACUCGCAGGCGAGGGAUAUCUAUGACGAAAACGAGAUGUUCUGGAACUUUCAGACAACUGGAAAUUCGAGAGGACAAAGAAUGGCUGAUCCGGUGAUAAUGUAUCAAAACUAUGGAGCUCCAACGAGAACUCAUGUCAUCAACCUGGAUAAUAAGCAGAUUGUGUUCCCCGAAGACGACGAUUCCGAUAUCAUUAUAGUGAAUGAAGAUUAUAAUAGAAAUACAAUUGAAGACGGUCGCGAAGGCAAUGAUGUUGGUGAUUUGGUAGAAUCUACAACUGUUACUGAGAUAAUAAUACCGAGUGACGCCAACGAGUACAGUUGGAUGACGACCGAGUGGUCUCCGUGUAAUGCCGCCUGUGGGACAACCGGGCAUGAGGUCAGGGGAGCUGUUUGUCAGCAUAAGCGAGGCAAUGAAACGACAACAGUGGAAACAAAAGAAUGCCUCACGAGGAUCCCAACACAGCCCAGGGUGGUCCGAGAAUGUGGCGGAGUGAAAUGUGGUACUUGGAACAUUUCUCCAUGGUCAGCUGUGCGAUGUUUGCCAAGUGGAGUCGCGAUAAUUCGUCGUCGCGUCGAAUGCGUCGCUGAAAACGGCACUGUUUUACCGAUCACGGCGUGUUCUUUCGUGGGUCGUCCUGAAAAGAUUAAGCGGGAGAGGCAACGAUGUCAACCGGUUUGGGUCGUCGGGCCUUGGAGUAAGUGUGUGGGGCAGUGCGGCCAGUCGGGCAGACAGCACCGCGUCCUCCGCUGCGUGUGGCGUUUCCCAGAUAACCGGAGACGUAUGAAGCGGGAGCGUCCGGCGGCCCUUUGUACUGGAAUCAGGCCUGACGUCGCUAGAGACUGUCACGUGUCUUGUGACAAAGAUGGCGUCUGCAAAGACACGUCGCGGUUCUGCGAAAACGUCCGCGCAAUGAACAUGUGCGCGGUGAGACGCUACAAGGAGCAUUGCUGCAAGACCUGCGACGACUGA